Molecule: messenger RNA, 1236 nt
Organism: Plasmodium knowlesi strain H
Lineage: Eukaryota; Apicomplexa; Aconoidasida; Haemosporida; Plasmodiidae
Product: sporozoite invasion-associated protein 2, putative
Exons: 1
Coding region: 1-1236 (411 amino acids)
Source: RefSeq, a predicted model, not a curated record
AUGUUGGCGCGAAGAAAAUACCAUUGCUACAACUCCCUCCUUAUUAUUAGUACCCUACUCUUUUUCAUAAGUACAUUUAUGCUGUGUUCAUCAUCUCAACUUGAAUCGGCACCUAACCCUGAACCCUCUCCAUCCUCCUCAUCGGUAUAUUUACGAGAACGUUAUUAUAAUUAUUCACCCAAUAUAGAAGAUAUAUUAGGUCCCGAAGCCUCACAAAUUAUGACAUCCCUGUAUGAAACCAUAGACCAAGAUAUAACAACAGCAGGUGCAUAUAAAAACGAACCCGAUGAUUAUCAAUCCAAUCAGAGUAAUAGCAACGAAGACGCAAUUCUGCUGAACUAUUUGAGCAGCGACACAGAUAGCUUUGAUGAUUUAAUGGACGAAAUCGAUAACCAUAAAAAGAAGAAAAAAAACUGUUCCCCAUUAAGAAAAACUAUACUUAAAAAAUCAGAUAGCUGCAGUUCUCUCAGCGAUUAUGAACUCGAUAAUGAAGUGCUUAGACAAGCAAAAUACGAAGAAGAUGAAGAUGAAGAUGAUGACUUACUUUUUGAUGACCCAUUUGAAGUAAUAGAUUAUCCUUGGAGUGAUAUACUGGAAAAAUUCCCACAUAAUACCAACCACACGAGUGAAGAUCAACUUUCUUCAUUUGAAGAAGUAGAAUUAGAUGAUCCCCAAGAAGAAAUGAAAUUUGGGAAGCUCAAAUUCUUCGGAAUAGAAAACCCCAAUUCGUUAAAAAAGAAAAAGACUAUCGACCCUACUACAACGAAAAGGAACUUAAAAAAAGAUGAUAAAAAGUCUGAUGCAUCUCACAUAAAUAAGCAUGAACAAGAAAAAUUGGACAAAAGGGAAUGCAGAUCACGUAGACACUUUAAAAAUCCAAUUGAAAGUUUUUCAAUUACUAUCUCUUAUGAUAACUUUUUAAAACAAAACAAUAUGAAAGAUCAUCCGUCGAUACAUCAUAAGGAAAGUGCAGAACCCUUUGCACUGGACGAAUAUAACUAUAGAGAUGCAAGGUAUCAUAACGUGAGACUGUACGUAUUAAAAAUUCUACAUGAUAACAUAAGUGCCCUAGAUCAAAAGGAAUAUCAAUAUUUAAAGAAUCACAAAUAUGAAGUCGAAGACUACAUCAAAAUCAUUUUAAGAAAUAGUUUCAUAUGCCUUACAUUUUCGCAAGAAGAUCAACUGUUUAAUGAUGCUCACAUAAUGAUAGAUAAAGCCAGCAUGAAAAGUAUGUAA